GGCUCUGCGAAACUUCGAAAAUGGGUGCGUACAAGUAUGUAUCGGAGCUAUGGAGGAAGAAACAGUCCGAUGUGAUGAGAUUUCUCCAGAGGGUUAGGUGUUGGGAGUACAGACAGCAACCUUCGAUUGUUCGUCUUGUCAGGCCUACUCGUCCUGAUAAGGCUCGUCGUUUGGGUUACAAGGCCAAGCAGGGAUUUGUUGUGUACCGUGUCCGUGUGAGACGUGGUGGACGCAAGAGGCCAGUGUCUAAGGGUAUCGUGUAUGGUAAGCCCACAAACCAGGGAGUGACACAACUCAAGUUCCAGCGUAGCAAGCGGUCUGUUGCUGAGGAGCGUGCUGGCAGGAAAUUGGGUGGUCUCAGAGUUGUCAACUCUUACUGGCUCAAUGAGGAUUCGACGUACAAGUACUACGAGAUCAUCUUGGUUGACCCAGCACACAAUGCUGUGCGUAAUGACCCGAGAAUCAACUGGAUCUGCAACCCAGUUCACAAGCACCGUGAGCUCAGAGGACUUACCUCAGAGGGAAAGAAGAACAGAGGUCUUCGUGGAAAGGGUCACAACAACCACAAGAACCGUCCAUCUCGCAGGGCUACAUGGAAGAAGAACAACUCUCUCGUCCUUCGCCGUUACCGUUGAUUGCCUUUUGCUUUUAUUAUCACUGUUAUCAUCUUCUAGGUUCCAUGUUGUUGCACUUUUAUCUCUCUCAGGAUGACUUGUUUUUGCAAAUUUUGGAGACUAUACAAUUAUGCUUUGAACCUAAAUUUUAUAUUUGCUUGCUGUUUUGUUUAUGUUAGUCCGGUUUUGGAAUAGAACUAUCGAGUCGAG
Molecule: messenger RNA, 824 nt
Organism: Arabidopsis arenosa
Lineage: Eukaryota; Viridiplantae; Streptophyta; Magnoliopsida; Brassicales; Brassicaceae
Source: the annotation of a GenBank genome assembly